Molecule: messenger RNA, 1497 nt
Organism: Fusarium mangiferae
Lineage: Eukaryota; Fungi; Ascomycota; Sordariomycetes; Hypocreales; Nectriaceae
Exons: 2
Coding region: 1-1497 (498 amino acids)
Molecular function (GO): succinate-semialdehyde dehydrogenase (NAD+) activity
Source: RefSeq, a predicted model, not a curated record
AUGUCGUCCCUCGCCUCAACUCUCAAAGAUCCUUCGCUUCUCGUCGAAAGCCGGCCCUUCAUCAACGGCGAAUGGCCUACCUUUGCCUCCUCUCAAACCUUCCCAGUCUACAACCCUGCGACAAACACUAUCGUCGGCUCAGCGCCAGAAUGUACUGUCGACGACGUCAACAGCGCCAUCUCCGCAGCUUCAGAAGCCUUUGCCUUGUGGCGCGCUCAAUCAGGCCGCCAGCGCGCAAAGAUAAUUCGCAAAAUUGCAGAGCUACUCACAGAGAAUAAAGCCGACAUCGCAAAGAUCAUCACUGCAGAGAAUGGAAAGGCGAAGGCGGAUGCUGAAGGGGAGGUGAUGUUCUCGGCGGGGUUCUUUGAGUGGUUCGCGGAAGAGGCGCCGAGGCUGCAUGGUGAUGUUGUCCCGCAUUCGCAACCCAAUUCGAGAAUUCAGGUAAUCAAGCAGCCCGUCGGUGUUUGUGGUUUGAUCACGCCGUGGAAUUUCCCUUUGGCGAUGGCUGCGAGAAAGGUCGCUGCUGCGCUUGCGGCUGGGUGUACUGUUGUGCUCAAGACGGACGGUGUGACGCCUUUCUCGGGCAAUGUUCUUGGAGUUCUUGCUGAGCGCGCUGGUCUGCCGAAGGGAGUUCUCAAUAUUGUCACCGCUCUAGACAACACACCGAAACUAGGUCUUGCGCUGUGCGAGUCUGACGUCGUCAAGAAGAUCUCCUUCACGGGCUCGACUCGGGUGGGCAAGAUCUUGAUGAAGCAGUCAGCCGAUACUCUUAAGAAGUUAUCUCUAGAGCUUGGAGGUAACGCACCUUUCAUCGUGUUUGAUGAUGCCGAUCUCGAGACUGCGGUAUCCAGCGCCAUAAUUGCCAAGUUCAAGGUCACCGGGCAAACCUGCGUUUGUGCCAAUAGAAUCUACGUCCAGGAAGGCAUAUACGAUCAAUUCUCCAAGCGCCUAAUUGAGGAAGUCGGCAAGUUCAAAGUCGGUAACGGUACUGACCCUUCAGUGACACAUGGUCCGAUGACAACGAGUGUAGACAAGGUUGAAGAGCAUGUCAAAGACGCACUCAAUAAAAAGGCUACUCUUCUUGUCGGCGGCCAGCGAUUAUCCGAUCUCGGGAAGAACUUUUUCCAGCCGACAGUCCUGUGUGAUGUUGAUGACACGAUGGCUGUGACUUACGAAGAGACAUUCGGUCCUCUUGCGGCGUUGACCAAGUUCAAGACAGAAGACGAGGUUAUCGCAAGGGCAAACAAGUCUGAUGUUGGACUGGCUUCAUACAUCAUGACAAACAACCUUGCGAGAUCGUACCGUAUGCAGGAGAGAUUGGAGUUUGGUAUGGUGGCCAUCAACACUGGUGUCAUCUCAGAUUGGGCAGCUCCAUUUGGUGGUGUCAAACACUCUGGUAUGGGCCGUGAAGGUAGCAAAUAUGGUGUUGAUGAUUACAUGGUUCUCAAGACGAUUGUCACUGGCGGUAUCGAUACUGUGUACAACCCAAGGCUGUGA